This is a messenger RNA of Diaporthe batatas, 1359 nucleotides long. RefSeq lists its product as uncharacterized. The coding region runs from base 1 to 1359 and encodes 452 amino acids. Gene Ontology annotation, biological process: protein ubiquitination; modification-dependent protein catabolic process. Gene Ontology annotation, cellular component: cytoplasm; nucleus. The record is from RefSeq and is a predicted model, not a curated record. The transcript is spliced from 5 exons. Lineage: Eukaryota; Fungi; Ascomycota; Sordariomycetes; Diaporthales; Diaporthaceae. Gene Ontology annotation, molecular function: ubiquitin protein ligase binding; protein tag activity.
AUGACCAGGGUUGAGUACCGUUGCUCGAUCAAAAAGGGCGAUGGCCAUAAACCUCGGGAUGCGAUCGCCGUCGACCGCAUCCUUCCUGACUCAAAGGUGCCACAGGGUCUUGAGAUCUAUUUCUGCCGAACCAUCCGCGUUCCCGACAGCGGCGAAGUUCAAAACCUCCCUCCCGGCCUUGGCUUCUUCAAACUCUACAAGGUCCAGGACUACGCCUCCUCCCUGCCCCAAGACAUGGUUGACAAGGGAGGACUCUUCUUCCCGAUGCACCAGAAGGAAGCCUUGUGGAUCAAGUUCAAGGCCAAUGCUCCUUUCAUGAUCAAGAUCUACUGUGGAGGCGUGAACGUGGUCUCCGGCGAGCACAGCGAUGAGGAUGCCGAGACGAAGGAGCGUCGCUUGAACCUGGCCAAAGGCGGCAAGUCCAUUCAGGACUAUGUUGUCGUGCCAAAGCAGCCUUGGAUCGAUGGUGUUGCCGUCAAACCCUCGGUUGUCCGUCAAUUUGUUGCCAUGCCCAUCGGCCACGGUUAUACAGUUGAGGCACAGCUUACGGGCAAAGAGAUUGUUGGAGGAUUGCAGUUUGAGAUCACGCCCGCUCUGUGUGACCCCGAAGAUCGCGAGUCUACGGAAAUCCUUGACAUUUUCGUCAGAACUCUGACAAACAAGAUCAUUAAUCUGAAAUGCUCUCCAGAUGACGAUAUCAGCAGCAUCAUGGACCAGAUCUAUAACGAGGAAGGCAUUCUACCUGACCAACAGCGGCUGAUUUUCAGCGGAAAACAGCUAGAGCCUGACCAAACUCCGCGCGACUACAAAAUGAAGACGGAAAGCACUUUGCACCUGGUACUGCGUUUCCGAGGUGGCGGUCCCCUCCCGGCAAAGCGCGAAGGGAUGGGAAUAGCUGCCGGAGGAAUGAUCAAGCAGGACAUUCGAAGGGACACUUACGACCCCAAGAAGUGGAUGGGAGGAUUGACCCUCACCAUUCCUGUCCAGAUCCUCGACAACCAGACGUUUCGUGAGGUCACUGGCCUUGAGCCGCCCCCUUGUCCGAUCGACGCAGAAACUUACGCCUCGAUCGGCAUCGCGUACUUCGAUUUGUACGAGGAAAGCCCGACAGACGUCUCAGGUGCCGAGGCCUUCAGCACCCUGCGCAGCAUCAACGAGAUCGACAUGGCCCGCGGCCACACAAAGGCCCCCGAGGCUGCGGUCCACCCUCGGGUAGUCAAGCUCGCCGACGAUGGCAACGGCCAUGUUUACGAGGUCAAAGAUCCUGAUGGGCUGCUGGACCCUCGUGGCGCACGCCGUGAGUUCCGCACCCUGGCUGACCUGGAGGCAGAGAUGAGGGGCUUGAACCUGGGCGGUUAG